ACAAUAGAAAACUUCCGUAGCAAAGUUGGUUCCUCCGUGUUCUAUAGAGUCUCUAGAGUCUAGAGCUGAAAACAUAAUUUUAUUAAAUUCACUUACUCGCCGAUUGUCGUGAGUUAUACAUCGUUUUUCGAAACUAGUUCUCGCUUAUCAUCGUUCUUUAUUGUUCGCUGAGAAGUUAAUAAAUUUAUUAAAAAAAUACUUGAUAUAAAAUUGUAUCAUUCUUAUAAACAAAUUUGAAAUUCCCUUAAAAUUGAAAAACAAAAUCUGAUACCGUUUUUGAAAAACAAAAACAAGAGUCUUUCAAAAUUGUUAUACUCUCGUUAGACAAUAGAUCACGUUAUUGUGACUUAAUCUGCUGUCGUUGUUUCUCACUUGGGAUUAUAUAAGUUUUAAUAAUCUUGAACGUCCGUCACCUCGGUGUGGAUUAAUAUACCUACCCUUCCUGUGGAAAAAAACAACUUUUAAACAAAGUUGCAUUGCAUUUUUGUAACUUGCAUAAAUAAAUACAAACUAAUAGUAAACCUACUUCAAGUACACGUGAGUUAGAGACACUACCUACUUGUUGAAUCAUUGUAUGAGAUACGCUAAUAUAUCGAACUAUUGGACUUGCUUGGAUUUUAAAAUACAAUAUACAAAAUAGUCAUGCAGCAGUUGUUGUGUUAAUCAAGACAAUAUAAUUAUAUACUAAAAUAUAUUACAAGUGAAAAACCUGUGAAAGUACAAAUUUGAAGUAAAAAGUUUCAUUUCAUUCAAAAAAAAUUAAAUAAAAUAUUUAAAAAAAAUGAAGAAAGAACCAUAAGAAUAUUUUAAAACAGACAAACAAACAAAAAAAAGUGAUUGUGAACGAAGCCGACAGUGGAGAGUUUUUGGAUUUUAGCAUAUUUCUCUUGUAUUUGGGACAUUAAUAAUAUCGAUAACAAAUGAGUACAAUAGAAGAAGAAGAAAACAACUAUCGUCAACACACAAAAACUUAAAUUACAAAACCUUACUAAAAAACCUAACAAGCAGCUUUUUAUGGAUUGGCUGUUAGCCUCACCAAAAAUCCAGAGUGCCUUUGCAUCUUUGGGUUGUAUUGAUGGUGAUUCCUAUGUCGUCAGCCCCAAUGCUCUUUCUAUUUUGGAAGAAAUCAAUUGCAAGCUUACGUAUGAAGACCAAACACUCCGAACCUAUCGUCGUGCUAUUGGAUUUGGCCAAAACAUCCGUACCGAUUUGAUACCACUUCUCGAGAAUGCCAAAGACGAUGAUGUUCUCGGUUCUGUUAUACGAAUUUUGGUUAACUUAACAGUCCCGGUCGAAUGUCUAUUCUCUGUGGAAGUUAUGUAUCGUACUGAAGUUGGUCGCACAACAGUUUUCGAAUUGAAUAAUCUUCUAUACAAGAGCAAAGAAGCAUUCACCGAUCCGAAAAGUACAAAAUCGGUCCUGGAAUUUAUGCAACACAUCUUGGAGAGUGACCCAAAGUUAUCUCAACAGAAAUGCGAACAAAUAAACAAUUGUUUGGUUUUGUUGCGGAACAUCCUACAUAUUCCAGAUUCAAAUCCAAAUUUGAUUGUGCCACAGCGUCAGGAAGUAUCCAAUUCAAAGACAUCCAUGCAAAACACGAUACUAUGGAAUCUGUUUGUUCAGAGCAUAGACAAGUUGUUACUGUACUUGAUGACCUGCCCAAAAAGGACAUCUUGGGUCGUGACCAUGGUGCAGUUGAUUGCGUUGAUGUACAAAGAACAACAUGUCAGUACGAUGCAGAAAAUGUUGAAUAGUUGGUUUGAAGCUUCAUUGUCUGAGAGUUCGGAGGAUAAUGAGAGUAAUACCACUCCACCACAGCAGAAGAGUGGUGACUCCAGUCCAAUGCUCACUUCUGACUCGUCUGAUAAUGUAUUUUUUAUUUUUUCUAUGGUAGGAGGCGGUUCUAAGAAAGAAAGUCCCGAAGAUCGUCGCCAGGCACUGCGUGACGAAACUGAUGCUACCCUCCAAGAAGUCAGCCGAAAAGGCCACGAGUACCAGAAUGCCCUCAUACGCGUCCCAACAAAACAAACCAAAAAACAAAAGCAACAUCAGCAACAGUCAUCGGGAUCAUCUUCGUCAUCAUCCUCAUCACACCGACCAACUUCCAAUGCUGCUCCAGCAAGCCCACAACAACCAGCUCAACAAACUCCUAGCACUCCCAUGGACGUCACAGAACCCAAUGAUGAUUCUGAACAAACAUUCAAACUACCACCCCAAAAGUCUCCCGCUCCGGGUAGUGACAACUCAAAGACAAAAGUUCGCCAUUCCAGUCAAGUUCAAUUGACCAGAGGCAAAUGUUCCCCCACAAAACGAGAGUGUGCUUCCUCACAGUCUGACCAAUCGGACUAUGGCUAUAGUACGCAAAUAGAGAACCAAGAAUCCAUCUCAAUCUCCAGUAAUGAAGAGUAUGGUCCUCAGAGUAAGCCAGCCCAUCAGAAGCCUCCGUGCAACUCGAAGCCAAGAACAAAGCACCGGGCUAUUUUGACGCUGCUCGACAAUAAUGACCUACGGCGGAAGAAGCUUGUCAAGAGGAGCAAGAGUAGUUUAAUUAACAUGAAAGGUUUAUUUCUUCACACACCUAGUUGCCAGGACAUUUCCAAUCUCCUCAAAGAGUUCACAGUUGACUUCUUGCUUAAGGGCUAUGACUUUGUUGUGGGCGAUCUCCAUAUGCACCUUAUCACAGAUGAGAAGAUUUUUAUGGACACAUCGCACUUCUUCUGGCUGCUAACGUAUUUCCUCAAAUUUGCCGCACAACUUGAACUUGACUUGGAGCAUAUGCAUUCAGUUCUGACGUUUGAUGUGAUAAGCUACUUAGCUUAUGAAGGCGUUAUAUUGUGUGAACAAUUAGAGCUGAACAAACAACAUGAGGGUAGCGAUUUAAAGUCUUAUCUAAGGAGAAUGCAUUUGCUAGUGACAGCGAUAAGAGAAUUUUUACAAGCUAUUGAAACUUAUAAGAGAGUUACGCAUUUAAGUGAAGCUGACCGUAAUCAUCUCCAUCGGCUUCAAAUUCAAAUCAGCACAUCAGAAGAUAUUCGAAACUUAUUUGUACUUUUGUUGAGAAACUUCAAUCCCAACCUUCACACGAAACAGUACCUUCAGGAUCUCAUCAUAACCAAUCAUAUGUUACUGCAAAUAUUGGAUGGCAUGACAAAAUCCGAUGCAAAUGUCAAUAUUAAAAUGAUUGAUCACAUAUCACAAUUUGGAAUACCAGAAAUUAUGUGUAACUAUGGACUAUUACUUGAGGGUUUCAAUGAAAAUGGAGUUUUUGUUAACGAUUGCAUUUUAACAAUGAUGCAUCAUGUUGUUGGUGAUUUGAGCCAAAUCAAUCUUAUGUUCCAGCCAGCGAUUUUAAAAGCAUUUUCCAAAAUUUGGGAAAAAGAAUUUGAACUUUGUGAGGAUUGGAGUGAUUUAGUUGAAUACGUUAUCAAUAAAUUCAUCCAUAAUCCCCAACGAAGUCCUUUCGAUCAUCGCGACUCUUCCCUGACAGCACUAACCAAGGAGCACAAUCUCGAAAACACUGACUGGGUCAAUGACGUGUUGUCAUUUGGAGAUUGGGUACAAGUUCCGGUGUCAGUCGAUAAAGGUGUCAAACGCUUGGAGUUUAAUAAACUGCUUGAGAGCUUCUGGACGCAAGAAGAAAUGAACACCCUUUAUUGGUAUUAUGUCCAAGGAAAGAAAACUAAAGAUGUUGUUGGAAGUAUUGUCCAACUAUUCCGUGAUAAUGGUAAAAAACAUAAAUCCAGAAUCUCUGUUAUUCAGCAGCUAUUGCAACAGGAUAUCAUUGCAUUGCUAGAAUAUGAUGAUUUAAUGAAGUUUGAGGAUGCUGAAUAUCAAAAAUCUCUUCAACUAACUUCAAAUUCCACAUCAGGAGAAUCAGGAAUUGAUACAAGAGAACCAUCAUCUGAUAAACCAGUUGACGAUUUCCAGGUUCUUCGUGAUUUAAUUAUUAAGGAAAACAAAUCCAAUCUUCUCACAUGGCUACAGAAUGUACUUCUAGAAUGUUGUUAUGUCAAAUUGACACUUAAAAAAUUCAAAAGUCGAAAAGACUAUGACGAUUUGCCGCACAUAAUGGAACCUAUUGCCUAUCAUUGUAUUUUUAAAAAUGAAUCAAUCCCAAUUGUCCAAUGGAAUUCAGAACAAGCAAGCACAAUGCUCUAUCAACCAUUUGUCUUACUCCUACAUAAACUUGGUUUUCAAUUACCUGCUGAUGCUGGAAGUUUAUUUGCAAGAAUACCAAGUUUCUGGACUGUUGAAACAAUGUUUUCAUUAGCCAAAAAACUUGGUCCUAUGGAUGAUUUGGUUAUAAAAUUCGAUGUGGAUUUAAUCAAAGAAUCAGACAUAAGAUGUGAACAUCUAAAGAGAUCCUCAUUAACUGUUAUACAUGAAGACCCAAGAGAAUUUAUGGUUAAAAAUAGUAGCACUCCAAUGUCAGAUGAUGAAUGUGGUAGUGGUGGCAAACAAACAAGUCUUAGAGAUAUGACAGCAUUUUCAAGACCAAAUCAAGCUAAUUCUAUAAUAAGAUUUACGCCAGAUCUUACUCCUUCAAAUUCCGUUCCUAAUUGGUUGCAACUGGUUAUGAGAAGCAAAUGUGUACCAAGUGAUAGAUCUAAUGUUGGAUUUACAUUACCAAACAAAGUGUUUGUUUCUAGUUUAACAAACACACCCCCUAUGGCACCACCAGCUUUCCCUUAUAAUAAACUUGCCAAUUUAGAUAAUGAACCUAAUUUAUGCCAAGAGCAAGAAUCACCAACUCAACAACAAACGCAACAACAGCAGCAACAACAAACUCAAGAACAAGAGCAACUUAUAAUAACAGCUACACCACAAAAACAACAACUUACAUCAAUGAACUCAUUCAGUGAUGAUGAUUCGGCCAUGAUUGAUGAAUACGCUAUAAAAUCAAUUCAAAGAAAUGACAGCAUAUCAAGUGGUUUCCAUACGCAACGCAGUGGAAGCGGAACCUUAGACAUGGAUAGUGAAUAUUUUGCUAUGAUCUCGUCUGCAUUUAUGAAUGAACAAGAAAAUGAUGACAUCGAUUCAGUAACCUCAGAUCUAACUCACAUGAAUGUCAGCGACGAUGACGAUAAAGAUUUUCAUCUAAAAGUUUUGGAAAUAACUCCUUAAAUUGGUUUUCUUAUACAACAAAACCGUAGAUAAACCUUGUAGUUUCCGUCCGAGUUUUGUUUGAAAAUGAAAAAUUGAAAAUAAAUCAAAAGAAACAGUACCUAACCUAUAAACCUACCUAAAAACUAACAUACCUUGCCUUUUUUCCAUACCUAAACCGUAUAUAAAAUAAAAUAACCACACAAAUAUUUAAAAAAAAAUGUAUGAAGAAGAUGAAAAUCAAAAGAAGGAAACAAACACACAAAUAAAUAAAUAUUGCUAUAUUUUUACAAGAACAUAAUUUUUAAAAAAAUGCAACACUCUAAAAACAACAUUCAAACAUAAUUUGUAUUGAAUUAAUUAAAAAUAAAUAUAUUUAAUCAGAUCACAAACAAAAUAUUCAAUGAAUAAAUACAACAUUUAUUUUACAAUAUUUACAUACACAAUAUUCUAUAAUAUUAAUAUUUCAAAACCACAAGGACUUAAAGGACCUUUUAUAGUUUUUACUCCCACAAUUUCUUCAAUUUCAUAUUUUUGUAUAUGUGUAUUUAUGGGUGUUAAUGUGCUUUUACAACACGUAACUAUUUUUUUUUUGUCUUGUUGACAUAAAAUAAAUUUGUACACAAAAAAGAAAAACCGAAAUAUUUUUAAAAAAUUAUAAUUUUAAAUGUUAUGUUAACACAGGUACUUGGAAAUAGUUCAAAAUAUAAGAUAAAGAAAGAAAUAUUUUUUCCCCUGAAUUUUGACAGAGUUACAAAUGCUUUGCUGUAAAAAUUAAAAAAAAAAGAAUAGUAAAAUAUUUACAAUAAAUAAUUAAGAUAAAUUUAAACAAAAAACAAAUACAAAUUAAAUUAAUUACGAAUAAUGAAACAAAAAUGUUUAUUUAUUUUGACUUGAAAACAAGAAAUGAAUUAUGAGAAGACAAAAAUUGUUUGCUUCAUUUUUGUGCAGUUGAUGAAUUUGAAGUAAAAAUAAAAUUAAACAAAAAGAAAAAUAUUUUUUAUAUAAUUGACGUGAAUUUUUUUUAUAACUGAAAUAAAAAAAUAAUCUGUAAGAAAAUUCUUUAUUUACGAUAAGAUUUAAGUUUUUCAACAAAAGUAAAUAAAACGUUAUGUGACUCUUGUACCAGA
This is a messenger RNA of Eupeodes corollae, 6233 nucleotides long. It is a transcript of the gene tim, whose product is annotated as protein timeless. The record is from RefSeq and is a predicted model, not a curated record. Gene Ontology annotation, cellular component: replication fork protection complex. The transcript has 18 exons. Gene Ontology annotation, biological process: replication fork arrest; DNA replication checkpoint signaling; DNA repair. Lineage: Eukaryota; Metazoa; Arthropoda; Insecta; Diptera; Syrphidae. The coding region runs from base 1015 to 5124 and encodes 1369 amino acids. Gene Ontology annotation, molecular function: DNA binding.